This is a messenger RNA of Synchytrium microbalum, 717 nucleotides long. RefSeq lists its product as uncharacterized. The coding region runs from base 1 to 717 and encodes 238 amino acids. Gene Ontology annotation, biological process: cytoplasmic translation; tRNA methylation. Gene Ontology annotation, molecular function: tRNA methyltransferase activity. Lineage: Eukaryota; Fungi; Chytridiomycota; Chytridiomycetes; Synchytriales; Synchytriaceae. The record is from RefSeq and is a predicted model, not a curated record. The transcript has 4 exons. Gene Ontology annotation, cellular component: cytoplasm.
AUGAGAGCAACGCCUGACAAACGAGACAUAUACUUCCGUGCGGCCAAAGAAGAGGGCUAUCUCGCUAGGAGUGCAUACAAGUUGAUGCAACUAGAUGAAGAAUUUGACUUGUUCAACGAUCAAGUUUCCAAAUGCGUUGACCUCUGUGCAGCACCGGGAUCCUGGUCUCAAGUAGCCGUGCAAAAGCUCCGUGAACGUGAAAAGUCAAAAAUUGUGGCAAUUGACCUACAACCCAUGAAGCCACUUGCGGGGGUUCAUAUUCUCAGAGGAGACAUCACAAAGCAAUCAACUGUGGACAGAGUGAUACAUGCUAUGGGUGAUGUGUUGGCUGACCUGGUUAUAUGUGAUGGCGCACCUGAUGUCACGGGAAUGUCAGAUAUGGACAUGUACAUACAGGCUGACCUCAUCUCGGCAGCCGUGACGAUUAUGAUGAAGAUACUAAGAAGGGAAGGUACUUUCGUAGCCAAGGUCUUUUGCAAAGGCUCCAUUCCUUUGCUUCAAUGCCAAAUGGAGGUUUUGUUUGAAGAUGUUUGUUUUCAUAAGCCUCCUGCUUCGAGACCGUCUAGCAUGGAGUCAUUUCUGGUAUGUGAAGGCUAUCUUGGAAGUCCAGAUGACCCUGCAUUUCCUCUCUUCCUGGAAAGAGGAUCCUUAAAAGGAUUUAACGGCGAGCAAACAACUGCCACAGAAUCAAGAAUGUCACCAAUCUUAAUUUAUUGA